AUGGAGCCCGCGUUGACCUUGCUCCAGCUGGUGGGCAAUGCCACAGGUAACGCCCAGGGAUCUAAAUUUCAAGAAAACGAUCUCAUUAGUCAUCUUGACAACGCUAGAAAAAGCUUGCAAUACACUAGCGUGUGUGCGAUUUCACCGUGUUCAAGUGCACUCGCAGUUUGUCACAUCACAGCCCAAGUCCUGACAUUUUUGGUGCAGCAUCGACCCCUCAAAAUAAGUUCCAAGUGGCACAACCGUGUGAUUAUAUUGGAAAGAGCAAUUGCUAGUAUAGCCACAAGCGUUAAUAGUUCUGAACACGAGAAUCAUACUGAAGAAAGACGAGACUUCAGCAACAUGAUAAAGCUACUAUUUCAGACGGUCUGGUCGACAUCACAGACCCCACAAUUCGAGAUUAAUGGAGUUACUGUCAUGACAAAAUUGUGCGUCCUUCUCGCGAUUUGCUGGUUAUCGUACGACCAAGUAGGGAAUGCUGGCAAAUCGGAAAAGCUGCUCUAUUUGUGCUGCGACUUAUGUCAAGCGCAAAAGUCAACGAAGCACCUGGCCAAGUGGCCGCAAUUUCUUCUUGGAAUGGUGAAAAUGGUGGAAUUCAGUGACGAUUUGGGUGCAAUAGAGUGCUUUCGUUGUGCUGUGACGUGGUGUAGAGGCUUAAAUCCAAAUGAUGGUUUUUUUUAUUAUUGGUAUGCGGUAUCUUUGAUGCGCACUGGGCUGCUGAGUGAUGCAGCAGAUGAACUAGACAAGUGCAUUCGAUUAGCUUACGAACCUGCUGCUUGUUUAUCGUUGCAAGCGUUGUUGUAUUUGCAAUUAAAGGAUCUUCAUACAGUGUCAAAAAUACUUCAACGUGGGAUGGAAAUAGAUUACACGCAGCCCACGUCAAUAUUUAAUUAUGGGCUCUUAUUGGUACGCAUGGGAAACCUUGAAACACAGCAAACAUUGUUCGGACAUAUACUCGAGCACUACAGUAGUAAGAUUUAUCGACAGAUGGAAGACAUGGGCUCGACUGAUUUGGGGGCUACAAAGGCGUCAGACACUCUGUUCAGCCAGAGAACCCUGACAAAUUUGCUUCCUUCACGAUCGAAAAGUGUUAGUGCUUCAAUGGUGCAUCGACACAUGGCUGUAGCUGCUAUGGAGAAUGGCUGUUGGCUUGAGUCCAAGCAGCAUUUUGAAAUAUAUUUUGGCAGUGGAGAUAAUAUAUUUGCAUUUGAAGCAUCAAGAGACUUUGUUUACGUACUGCUUCAGUGUAGACUUCCAUCAUUAGCCUUGUGUAAAUGCGAGCAGUACUUAACGAAGUAUGAUCUCGACGACAAUUUGGAAGUUUCGCAUUUAAUACUUCACUUAUACAAAGCCGACGCUUUGUUGUGCUUAGAACGCGUUGCAGAGUGUUGCGAGUAUCUUCAGCUGGUUGUUCAGCCUAAACUUCAAAGGUUACUGGCACAAAAUAAUGUUGCUGCUGACGUUAAUAGUUCAAUGCGAGAAGAAUUUGUGUCGUGCCACACGCAAUUUAUAAACAAUUUGGCUGUUGUUAUGGCAUGCUGCGUUGGAGUUGAUCCUGCCAUCUCGAUCUUACGUGAAGGACUGCAGCUAUACCGUGACUGUUUUGCCAUGACGUUUAACCUAGUUUUGUUGCUUUUGCGAAAAAAGGAUAUGUCUAAUGCAUGCGCUGUGUGGGCGAAAGCUCGAGGGUGGAGUCUCCGAUCUGAAAAUUGUGAAGUCACAGAAUCAAUAAGCCUGACGAAUAUCAUAAGCGUUCAAACCGCUGCCACCUCUUAUCCAUCCAUUUCAGAGCAUGUGGAAGGCAAAUUAGAUGGAAAAGGCGGUGUAUCUGCGCAACAACUCGUGUAUUUAGAUGCAUUGAUUUUGAAUUAUUGGCGCAAGAGUUGGAAAUCGCAGCUCGUUGACAAUUCUCUUCGACACAUCGAGUCCCUGACGAAUCAAACACUUUAG
This is a messenger RNA of Plasmopara halstedii, 1950 nucleotides long. RefSeq names its product Tetratricopeptide-like helical. The record is from RefSeq and is a predicted model, not a curated record. The transcript is spliced from 3 exons. Lineage: Eukaryota; Oomycota; Peronosporomycetes; Peronosporales; Peronosporaceae. Bases 1 to 1950 code for a protein of 649 amino acids. Gene Ontology annotation, molecular function: protein binding.